CCCAGGGAGCGCCGAGCGCAGACUGGAUCCCGACCUUAGGGUGCCCUUCCCCCAAGCUCUCACCUCCCGGCGCAGCCGCGCGGCUCCCUCUGGCGGAGCAUCGGCGCGCAAUCGGAAGUCGGCUACUUCGGCCUGUCUCCGCCCAAUAGCGCGCGCUUUGAGUGCCCGGCCUCGGCCCCGGCUCCCGCGCGCGCUGCGGGGAGUGGCGCUCCGCCCGGCGCCUUCCGAGAUUUGCCUUUCCACCCCAGGACGCCCACGGGCACGGUCACUUCCUUCUUUCUGCCCACUCAUUCUUCCACUGGGCUGGCUUUUCUUAGGGUCUCUAGCUCCGUACUUGCCCCGGCAUGCCUUUUUUCAUGAUGCCGCUGUCGUAGCCUCACGCAGGAGCUCUGUUUCCAUGAAGAUCCGCCUGGUGACUCUCCAACCCUGCCACCAUGAACGGGGUCCUGAUCCCUCAUACGCCCAUCGCUGUGGACUUUUGGAGCCUACGCCGGGCUGGCUGCGCCCGGCUCUUCUUCUUGUCCCACAUGCACUCGGACCACACCGUGGGUCUGUCUAGCACCUGGUGCCGGCCCGUCUACUGCUCCCCAAUCACUGCUUACCUCUUGCAUCGUCACCUGCAGGUAUCUAAGCAGUGGAUCCGAGCCCUGGAGGUUGGUGAGAGCCACAUCCUGCCUCUAGAUGAAGUUGGGCGAGAGACCAUGACUGUAACUCUCAUCGAUGCCAAUCACUGCCCCGGCUCUGUCAUGUUUCUCUUUGAAGGAUACUUUGGAACCAUCCUCUACACAGGUGAUUUUCGGUUCACACCGUCCAUGCUGAAGGAGCCAGCCCUACGACUGGGGAAGCCGAUCCACACCUUGUACUUAGACAACACCAACUGCAACCCAGCUCUGGUUCUUCCCUCCCAGCAGGAAGCUGCCCGCCAGAUUGUUGAGCUCAUUCGAAAGCACCCACAACAUAACAUAAAAAUUGGACUCUAUAGCCUGGGAAAAGAGUCACUGCUGGAGCAGCUGGCCCUGGAGUUUCAGACCUGGGUGGUACUGAGUCCUCGGCGCCUGGAGUUGGUGCAGCUCCUGGGCCUGGCAGAUGUAUUCACAGUGGAGGAGAAGGCCGGCCGCAUCCACGCCGUGGACCACAUGGAGAUCUGCCGUUCCGCCGUGUUGCGGUGGAACCAGACCCACCCUACCAUCGCUAUCCUUCCCACAAGCCGGAAAAUCUACCGCUCCCACCCGGAUAUCCAUAUCAUCCCUUACUCUGACCACUCCUCCUUCUCUGAGCUCCGGGCCUUUGUGGCAGCCCUCAGGCCCUGCCAGGUGGUGCCCAUUGUCAGUCGACAACCCUGUAAGGACUACUUUCAGGACAGCCUGAGCCCCAGGCUCUCUGUGCCCCUGAUUCCUGACUCUGUGCAGCAGUACAUGAGCUCCUCCUCCAGAAAACCAAGUUUUCUCUGGCUCUUGUUGGAAAGGAAGCUCAAGAGACUGAGGGCUCAGGGUGUCGUGUUUGAAUCCCUUGAGGAAAAUGCUGAUCACCCUCAAGCUGAUAGGGAUUCCAAGAAGACCAAGAACCUUCCUGGGAACCUUGAGAAGCAGCCCUGCCACCCUCCUUUGCGGACCGAGAAGCAGUCGUUCCCAGACAUGUGCAGCAAGGCAAGGGAGGGGGCAGUCCCUUCCUCUGAGUCUCCAAAGAUGGUGACUGUGUUGACUGCCCCCUCCAGUUUUCCAGUGCACUUAAGGUCUACAGAGGAAGAAUUUCUCUAUUGGAAAACUGGGGAGGAAAUCAGUAUAGGGCCCUCCUUGGGGCCCAGGGGCGACAGUAAGGACUCAGCAGCCCCAGGGAACCUGAGAGCCUGGAUGGGCCAGGAUGGUCCCCUGUCUCACAGCAGCAAGGCUGCCCCUGUCCUGGCUCCUGAGUUCAGGGGCCUGGCACUAAAAUACCUUCUGACCCCAGUGAAUGUUCUCCCAGCAAGGUUCUCUUCCAGGGCCUUUGACCAGCAAGUGGAAAAAUACCAUAAGCUCUUGCUCAAGCACAAAAAGGAGAGUACAGAGUGACAGCCUUGUUGGAUCCAAUGCUGAAGUUCAAGAUAGUGACUGACAGCUUACUUGGGGCCUUACUUUUCUGUGUUGACGGGAUCCUCAUGAACUCACCCUGUAACGAGACUUCUCCAAGGGUGAUCAUUGGAAUCCUAGUGCCUAUGGAAUCCUUAGUUUUAUAAUUGACUAUAUUUAAGAAACAUUUCAUUAUAACCUGCUAACAGUACAUGUGAGCACACUAAAGGUACUGAGAAGUCCUGCAGUAACUUAA
Molecule: messenger RNA, 2301 nt
Organism: Phacochoerus africanus (Common warthog)
Lineage: Eukaryota; Metazoa; Chordata; Mammalia; Artiodactyla; Suidae
Gene: DCLRE1B
Product: DNA cross-link repair 1B
Exons: 4
Coding region: 435-2048 (537 amino acids)
Biological process (GO): double-strand break repair via nonhomologous end joining; interstrand cross-link repair; protection from non-homologous end joining at telomere
Molecular function (GO): damaged DNA binding; 5'-3' DNA exonuclease activity
Source: RefSeq, a predicted model, not a curated record